AUGUCGGUCGCUUCGGCAAUGCCGUUGUCGUUCCCGCGUUCAGUCGUGGGCACACGUCGCAUACUCGUCUUGUAUCUAGGGGGCACUAUUGGCAUGAAGAAGAACGCCGAAGGCACGUUGGAGCCUGCCGCCGGCUACCUCACGGAGGAAAUGCGCAAGAUGCCAGAGCUGCGGGAGAGCGCCGAGAUCGCGCCGUUCGACAUCAUUGAAUACGACGAGCUACUGGACAGCAGUGACAUGGGCGCCGCCAAUUACUGCCGCAUCGCCGCAGAUCUUCAGGUGCACUGCGAUGCGUACGAUGGUUUCCUCAUUGCGCACGGCACUGAUACGAUGCACUACACCGCGAGCGCCCUCUCUUUUCUUCUCUGCAACCUUGACAAGCCGGUGAUCGUGACAGGGGCAAUGGUGCCCCUGGCGGAGCCGUACAACGAUGCGCGCCGCAACGUGGUGAUCAGCAUGAUGCUCGCCUCCAACCCGAAGAUCUGUGAGGUGUGCAUCUUUUUCAACGAUAGCCUGCUGCGCGGAAACCGGUGCGACAAGGUGCACCACACAUAUGGGGCCUUCCGCUCCCUCAACUACCCCCCGCUGGGCGUUGUGGAGGCGACACAGUUCGUGUUGAAGGAGGAGUAUCUCCUCCCACAACCGAUGGGGGCCAUGAAGAUCAUGUCGGACAUGCGGGGACGCGUGGGCUGCUACCUGAUCGACCCCGAGGCUGAUGUAGACACCCUCAUCACUUUACUGGAGCAGAAGCGGCCGAGGUCGUCUCUCGGCACCCACACCAUCACGGCUGCGUCCUCGAUGGACGACGGCCGCGACGACACGUUGCAGCCCCUGCUGGAUGCUGUGCUGCUAUCGCUCAACGGUGUCGGUAGCGUGAAGGGCGUUGUGGCGCAGCAGCUGCAGCGAAUCGCCGCUGUUGCCCACAAGUGUAAUAUCGUUGUCUGCGCUGUGGAUCGCGAUAUCAGUGGCACACUGAACCCGUCCGAGGUACAGCGUCUACAGGCCAUCUCACCCGAUAUUGUGUACCUCAACGACAUGUGCAUUGCCGCUGCGGAGGUGAAGCUCAUGUACCUCUUCGGCAAAGGGCUUAGCCCUGCGAAGGUAGCGGACGCCAUGACACAAAAUAUUCGAGGCGAGAUCACUCCGCUGUUUCAAGCGCAUGCAAGGCUGUGA
Molecule: messenger RNA, 1173 nt
Organism: Leishmania braziliensis MHOM/BR/75/M2904
Lineage: Eukaryota; Euglenozoa; Kinetoplastea; Trypanosomatida; Trypanosomatidae
Product: cytoplasmic l-asparaginase i-like protein
Exons: 1
Coding region: 1-1173 (390 amino acids)
Molecular function (GO): asparaginase activity
Source: RefSeq, a predicted model, not a curated record